This is a messenger RNA of Nannospalax galili (Upper Galilee mountains blind mole rat), 1434 nucleotides long. RefSeq names its product PRAME family member 12-like. Bases 1 to 1434 code for a protein of 477 amino acids. Gene Ontology annotation, biological process: negative regulation of cell differentiation; negative regulation of DNA-templated transcription; positive regulation of cell population proliferation. The record is from RefSeq and is a predicted model, not a curated record. Gene Ontology annotation, cellular component: cytoplasm. The transcript has 3 exons. Lineage: Eukaryota; Metazoa; Chordata; Mammalia; Rodentia; Spalacidae.
AUGAGCAAACAGACCCUACUCUUGGACCUCACAAUGCAGAAUUUGCUGAGGAAUGAGGCCUUGACCCUCUCUGCCCUGGAGUACCUGCCCAAGGAGCUCUUCCCACCACUGUUCAAAACGGCCUUCACCAGCAGGCAAACUAACAUCCUGAGAGCAAUGGUUCAGGCUUGGCCCUUCCCCUGUCUUCCUCUGGGGGCCCUGAUGAAGACUCCAGACCUAGAUAUCCUUCUCCUUCAGGCUGUGCUGGAUGGGGUGGAUAUGCUGAUUGCACACAAGGAGCAGCCCAGGAGGUGGAAACUACAGGUGCUUGAUUUGCGUAAUACACAUCAUAACUUCUGGAACAUAUGGGCUGGAACAAAUGGUGGCUGCUCUCCACAGGUCAGGAGUAAGACACAAAGAAUGGGGGACCAAGCAGUUUCCGGGGGGAAGAAGCAGCCUUUGAAGGUCUUAGUUGACCUUUGCUUCAAAUGUCCUGAUCUGGAUGAAUACCAAGAAUACUUCCUCCAGUGGGCUGAGCGUAGAAAAUAUUUGCUCCAGCUGUGCUGUCAGAAGCUGCAGAUUUGGGGAAAGCCUGUCUACUGUGUCUUAAGGCUUCUGGAAAGUUUUGAGCCAUGUUAUAUCCAGGAGUUAGAAGUGAAUACAUGGUGGAAGCAACAAGCCCUGACAUGGUUGACCCCUGAUAAGAGUCAGAUGAGAAUCCUGCUGAAGGGAACCUACGAGAGUAUAGAGUUACUUGAGCGUAUGUACAUAGAUCUGGAGGAAAGGGUUAUUACCACAAUCAUUUCUCACUUAGCCGAUUUGAAUACUCUUCGACAUCUCCGUCUGAAUGAAAUGCAUUUCUUUGAGGUCUCCCUGGACCAAGUGCUCAGGUCCUUGAGGAGUUCCUUGGAGACCCUCGCAAUCACUCACUGCCAUCUUUCACAGUCAGACUUGAAUUGUCUGUCCAAGUACCCAAGCACCUAUCAGCUCAAGCACCUGAACUUGAGUGAUGUCAAAUUUUCCCGUUUACAUGUAAGCCCCCUUAAUGUUCUACUAGAGAGAGUUUCAGCCACUCUGCAGACCCUGGAAUUGCAGGACUGUGAGAUGAAGGACUCCCAGAUCAAGACUGUCUUGCCUGCCCUAAGCCAAUGUUCACAGCUCACCAAAGUCAAUUUCUAUGGAAACUACAUCUCCACAUCUGUUCUGAAGAAUCUGUUGCACCACACGGCCAGUCUGAGCCAUCUGACCUUGGAGCUGUACCCUGCCCCUAUCGAGUGUUAUAAUGACAUGGGUGGUUUCCUGGUAGAGAGAUUUACCCAACUGGGUCCUGCACUCAUGAAUACACUGAGGGCUAUAAGGAAGCCUGAGACAGUCUGCUUUGCCUCCAAUACCUGCUUUAAGUGUUAUGAACGUUGCACCUAUAUCCUGGACAUGAGUCUAUGUUCCUGUUGGUAG